Messenger RNA from Chelonus insularis, 5508 nucleotides. It is a transcript of the gene gpp, whose product is annotated as grappa. Gene Ontology annotation, cellular component: nucleus. NCBI's taxonomy places the organism in Eukaryota, Metazoa, Arthropoda, Insecta, Hymenoptera, Braconidae. Gene Ontology annotation, molecular function: histone H3K79 methyltransferase activity. The record is from RefSeq and is a predicted model, not a curated record. Gene Ontology annotation, biological process: DNA repair; regulation of transcription regulatory region DNA binding; DNA damage checkpoint signaling. The coding region runs from base 1115 to 5137 and encodes 1340 amino acids. The transcript is spliced from 10 exons.
AAAUGGUUGGGGAUGUCGGAGAUUAUUCGCAUCUUUAUUUCAAAACAGGUGCUGAUGCACUUGACCUAAGUUAGUUUUUUUUAUCUAAAAGUUUUUAAGUUACUCUACAAAAGUUUUCUAUAAUUUCAAAUAUAUAAAUAACCGUUAUUUUGAAGAUAGAAUUUUUGCUUUUAAUAUUUUCUUCAGUGACAAAAAGGUGAAUCUAAAUAUUUCAUAUAUUGAAUUAAUAAUUAUAUAAAUAACUUUUUCCAUCAAUCAACAUUUAGCGUAAAACAAUUUUUUGUAGUGUUUGUGAAAAUAAAAAAAAAUUUUUAAUUAUUUUUAUCGUAGUAACUGAAAAUAUUUAUAGUGACAUACAGGAUAGUAGUGUUUUUUAAAGCGCGUGACUGACAUCACGUAUCUACAUAACGUGAAAUAAAAUACAAUAUUAUUUAUGUAGUGAUACAUAAUAUUCUAAUAUAUUGCGAGUUUAUUUGAAUUAGUUCAUCAAGUCACGUAUACGGAAGUGAUGCACUUUUCAAGUUCAUGGGUUGUUCAAUGCUGGAAGUGACAUUGUACAGUGUAAAUAUAUAACUGAUAUUUGUAUUUUUAUAAUAUUUUUUUGGAACAAAAUAGUGGUGCACAGCAGGUUCAAUGGCUGAUGUUGCGCCUGCGCCGAAGAAAGACAUUGGCAUGAAAAAAGGAGUUGGAGAUGGUAACGGAACGUAGCUGUGUAGAGUGGAGGAAGAAGCAUGACGCCAUGUUUUGAUGUCGUCAUCCCCCCCCAAAGCAAAACUGUGCUGGUGCUUUUCGCAUUCAAGUUCGCGUGCUUUGUAUUUUAAAGUUAUUUUAUUGUGCGAGCCCUCCCCGAUUUCCGGAUUGAGGCAAUAUUUAUUAAUAAAAGUGGAGCGGACGUGGCAAAAUUACGCAGGUAAAGUUUCUUUUCGCGUGUGCUUAAUGUUCGGGAGAACGAUUGUCGAGCGGGGGGGGUCCGCGAGCGUCGUCUACGUGGUUGUGGCAUCCUAGUGCACGAGCUACAUUCAACGAUAAAUUCUUAAGCAGGAUUACGUCACCUAACCAGUAUUUUCUGAUCAUUUUCACGUAAAGUAAUACGCAUCUGUGCCUCAUAAGAAAAAUGCAAGAGUUACGAUUACACUCACCAGCGGGAGCAGAGCCCAUCAUUUACCAUUGGCCACUUACUUCUGGAUCAGGAGCCGAUCGUCAUGAUGGAGCAAUAGACGUAGUUGAAACCAUGAGAUGGGUUUGUGAUGAUUUACCAGACUUGAAAUUACCAUUAGAAAAUAAUAUUCUAACAGAUUAUGAUCCAAGAGAUUAUGAAAGUAUGAAAAGUUUAUGCGAUCGUUUCAAUAGAGCAAUUGAUAGUUUAGUACAACUGGAAAAAGGUACGAGUUUACCUUCACAAAGGUUAAAUAAACGACCUAGUAGAGGUUUACUUCGUCAUAUACUCCAGCAAACUUAUAAUCAAGCAGUAGUAGAACCUGAUAAAUUAAAUCAGUAUGAACCUUUUUCACCCGAAGUGUAUGGAGAGACGAGUUAUGAACUUGUCUGUCAAAUGAUCGAUCAAAUAGAUGUUACAGAAGAUGAUAUUUUUAUUGAUUUGGGUUCAGGAGUAGGACAAGUUGUUCUUCAAAUGGCUGCAUCGACUUUUUGUAAAAUCUCAGUAGGUGUUGAAAAAGCUGAGGUGCCUUCACGUUAUGCACAAAGCAUGGAAAUAAAUUUCCGAAAAUGGUUAAACUGGUAUGGAAAACGUUGUGGAGAAUAUCGUCUCGUAAAAGGAGAUUUUUUGGCUGAUGAGAAUCGAGAAAGUAUCACUAGUGCAACAAUAGUUUUUGUAAAUAAUUUCGCAUUUGGUCCUACGGUAGAUCAUCAAUUGAAAGAACGUUUUGCUGACUUGCGUGACGGUGCAAGAAUAGUAUCUUCAAAAUCAUUCUGCCCGUUAAAUUUCCGUAUAACAGAUCGGAAUCUUAGUGACAUUGGUACAAUUAUGCAUGUAUCCGAAAUGACACCCUUGAAAGGUUCAGUGUCUUGGACUGGCAAGCCAGUUUCCUACUACCUCCACGUAAUCGAUCGAACAAAAUUAGAACGUUAUUUUCUACGUUUAAAGAACAAUAGAUUAGGUGGACCAGAUGUUGAAAACUCUGAUUCUGUGAUAAGUAACACUGCCAGCAAUAGUAGUAAAAUAUCUAAUAGAAGUGAACGAGGAGAUAGAGCCAAACGAGAUUUAACACGGCAGCUAGAUAGUCCAAAUAAUUCUGAGCUUCAAGCAACCAAUAGUGAUUCAGAUUUAGAUGACAAUAUGAAAUCCCGACGAAAAACUUCUAAAAUGCGUAGAAAAUUAAAUAGAAAAGUUGGUAACGGCAUUACCCGAACGUCUGCUAGAGGAAGACAACGAGGUAGAGGAGGAGUUAAGAAAGCCAAACCUAAGAAAGCUAUCAAUAUUUCUGGGUUGGAUCUUCUACAUAGCCAAACACUUUUAAGUACAUCUCCACAAGCAAUUGGAAAGAAACCACCUCCUGCUCCUGGAUGUGUUGAUCAGCAUCUUUCUUCACUAUCUCUGUCUCUUCAAGCACAUUCUACAUCUGUUCAUGAAGAGCUCAGUAUACCUCCAGCACCUGCCGCAACACCAUACGCUCUGCAGAUUCUCCUUGACUUAUACAGGGACCAAUUUAUGCUUAUGCUGGAAGCUAUAAAGACACCUGCUUACAAGGUGUCAGUUAAUACAGAUUUAGCAAAGGAACGAGAAAGGAAUUCUAAACUACAGUCGCGUGCAGCGCAAUUAGAAAAACAAAUAAAAGUAUUAAUUGAUGAUAGCGUAGCUUUGCUGAAAGCAAGAAUGACUGAAUUGGGAAUAAAUGCAUCGUCACCAUGUGAUUUACUCGCAAAAGCAAAAGAAAUCGUUCUUAGACAUAAACAGCUCCAAGCCAAGGCAAGUAAAUUACAGGCUCAAGUAUCAUCGAUGGAAACAGAACAAUCACGUUUAGCAGCGCUCAGGCAUCAAGAGCUUCAAGAAAAGUUCAAUGCUCAUGGUAGCACAAAUAACAUUUCGAAUCCUCCUCAAGCGCUAACGCAAGAGUAUAUACUCAAAGAAAUAUCUGCAACCUUGUCGCAAAGGAAAAAAUUACAUUCUCAGGUGUCCAAGUUAGAACAUGAAUUGAACUUAUUAGAACGCGCAACAAGUGAAAAACAAGCUGCAGCACUUGCUCAACAGCAACAACAACGAGAAGCAACUGUAAAAAAUCAUACACAUCACCACCCACAGCAGAAUGGAAAAAGUCCAAGGAAGAAUCGUGAAGGUCGUUCAAGGUCACAAGAGUGGCCAGAUGUGCCAGAUAUAGGAAAAAUACAAGAGAAUAAUCCUGAGAUUUUAGCGCAAAAAAUUUUAGAAACUGGACGUCAAAUUGAAGCAGGUCGAAUACCAAAUAGAAUUGGUUCAGUUGGAAGUACAUCAUCAUCAAAUUCGAGAGUGAGAUUACCACAAGCAAACUUUAGUUUUUCAUCUUCUGGUGUGACUCAAUCUCAAGGGAAUUCAAGAGAAUCAGUAAAUCGCAUGCAAGAACCUCCUAGAGUGGCUGAUUUUGAAGAUAGACUAAAAAGUAUUAUUACUAGUGUUUUGAAUGAAGAUCAGCAAAAUAGAAAUAAACAGCAACCACAUAAUUUACAAUUGCACACGCAACAGCCUUUACAACCUAGCGAGCUUGAUCGGAAACGAACUAAUUUAUCACAAACAGUUGGAACACCAGACUAUACUCAAGUAUCUCCAGCUAAAUUGGCUCUUCGACGACAUCUUUCUCAGGAACGUCUUACCUCUCAUCUAUCGACAUCCGAUCGAUCACACUCGGAUUCACGACAAUUAAAUCAUGAUAAUCGUAUCAGCUCUGGUGGAGCGGGAAUUUUGGGAACAAGAACUAUUGGAGAUCUUGUGAGUGGAGAAAUAGAAAGGACUCUCGAAAUAUCUAAUCAGUCAAUUAUUAAUGCGGCUGUUGACAUGAGCGCAAUUAUUAGACCUGAAGCCGUUUAUUCUCCUAUCAGUAGACCCGCUAGUGCAGAAGGUGAAACAGGUUUAGCAACUUUGGCUCAUGUUGCAAGCUAUGCACCAACGUCUUCAGCUUCAUCGACUUCUACAACUUCAUCUCGAUCUUCUGUUCUUUUUACUCCAUCAACUCAACCACAAAGGUAUACACCAGUACAAUUGCCUCGAGCAGAUAUAAAGCCUUAUCAUGAAUCAUAUUUUACGGACAAUUCUUCUCAGCCAAUAAAACAAACACAGCUCGCUGUAUCAUCACAUUCUUCGCAGUCGUCAACCAAUGGUGAUGUGCCGGUUGAAGGUUUAGCAGCAUCCUUGCAUGCAAGGAUAUUAAAUAAUCAUAGUGAUAAAAAUGACACUAUUAAUGGUCGAAGAUACCAACCGUACCCUCGGUAUACAAAUAGUAACAAUGGUCGUAGCAGUAGUGACAGAGUAACAUCACCACUUCAAUUGUCAUCAGCAUCGUCUUUAGUUAAAACUGAAGCAAACGUUUCUUCAGUAAGCACAAGUGGAGCACCUCUAAGUCCUCUUGUUGAACCGCAUUCCAAUACUUCGACGCCGUUAGUUGAUGAACCGCACAUGACGUCGCAAAGACAACGAAGUGGAAUUAUAGAUGAAGAGAUUGAGGCGAUCAAAGGGAGAAAUAAGAGAAUAUGGCUGCCUUUGGGUUGGUUCGCGGUUCUUGAUGGUGAAGCAGACUGGCAGGAUCGCAUCAGCUCAGGUUUCGAUAGACUAGUUGCCUUUGCAUCCACUGAACUUGACAAACGUCGACGGUCAACAGAAGGGGUCAAUACGAGUCCGGAUAGUGGAUUAGGAUCAGAUAGUACUGUAAUUGGUCCAUCACCCGUCGCUCCCUCACCCGACGAAGCUCUUGGUCCGCCUCGUACUCCAUCUCCUACGAGUCCUCGACCUCCUCAUGCAUCUAGCGGAAGUAGCAGUUCAUCCGUGCCACUUAAGUAUCAACGACAGCCUGAUCCUGAGCGACAUCAUUUUAAGAAAAAGUUCUUCCAUCGAGAUUGGAAUAAUUCUGGAAGUACGAGCAAAUUUAAACCAAAAGGCAAAGAUUGGGACUGGAACAAUUCAGGUCAUUGGCCUUCUAGUGAACAAUCGUAAUCUUGUUGUAAUCCUGCCUUGUGAAGAUUAUUACCUAUUAAUAUGGUUCUUUUUUUUUGCCAAAUUCUCUUUAACAAUAGUUUUCUCUCCUAUUUUUUGGUCUCUUAAAUAGUCUGAAUGAGAGUGAAUGUGACAUUUGAGUUUUAAUUAUGGAAAAAUUUUUAAAAAAUCAAGGUAUUGCUACGAGUUAUGCCAACAAAAUUUUAGGCAAAAUUACUUUACUUAAAGUAUCAAGUAUCAUCAUAACUUAAAAAGUAAAAAAAUUAUUAAGGUCCAUUAGAUAAAUUAAUAGAAAAUCACGAUAAUUUGUCAUAACAAUUUUUUAUAUAGUGACAAUUAGUUGAUAAUGUAUUUGUCAAUGUUGACAUGUU